Eruca vesicaria subsp. sativa (arugula) is the source of this 357-nucleotide messenger RNA. Lineage: Eukaryota; Viridiplantae; Streptophyta; Magnoliopsida; Brassicales; Brassicaceae. The record is from the annotation of a GenBank genome assembly.
AUGAUGACUUUGGAUGAUGUACAGGUGCUUAACUUUGUUUCAUUUACUUGGUCCACUGUGUCUUCAAAAUUUUACUUGUCGUCAAUCUCUUGGGGUAAGAAAGUGCUAUUGGUUGGUGGAAAAACAGAUCCCAGCAGUGAUAGAGUUUCAGUUUGGUCAUUUGAUACUGAAUCCGAAUGCUGGUCGCUAAUGGAUGCAAAGGGAGACAUACUGGUCAGCCGCAAUGGUCACACAGUGGUGAGGGCUAGCUCGGUACUGAUCCUUUUCGGCGGUGAAAAUUCUAAGAAGAGAAAACUAAACGUUCUUCAUAUGUUUUAUCUCAAAUCAUCUACAUGGCUCCCUUUUAACUGCAUGUGA